AUGUGUUGGAUUGAACACUAUGGAAUUCUAUACUCCAGUGACCCUGAAAUCAAACAUGAAGAGCUCAAAGGAUUAUCAAAAUUUGAAGUUAUGACAGAUUUGGACAAUGAUCCAAUAUUAGAAGAUUUGCAGAAAGCCAUAAAAUCAAUUCCUGGGAACCAGGCAUCCGGCAAGUUCUGUUUGUCAACUGAAAUCUACAAAUGUGCUGAUGAUGAAUUACUUCAAAAGCUUCAUGAAGUUAUACCGCUCUGUUGGAAACAGGAAGCAGUUUUGCAAUAUGUCAAAGAUGCUCUGUUUGUACAAUUAUACAAAAAAACAAAGGGAAUAGAAGUAACUGUGACAACUAUAGAGGUGAAAGAAUCUAUCCUGAAAGUCAAUGCAGUUUUUUUCUCAGGAUGUUCCACCAUUGGAAAUAUUAAUAAGCAGUUGGCAACAAAGUUUUGUGGACAACUUACAUGUAUAUAUGUCUUCAUCAGUCAUCACUGUGGCAUCCAGUAUGAGAUACUGGAUGAUAGCGGCGCGGAGCUGCUGCCCUGCCGGGGCCACUACCCGCGCCUGUCCUGCUGCGCCCGGGCGGGCCGGCACGGGCUGCUGCUGCUGCCCGCCGCCACCAAGAUAUUUUCUGUUACCAACAACACAGAAUGUAUGAAGCUACUGGAGGAAAUCAAAUGUGCACACUGCUCACCAUAUGCUCAGAAUCUAUUCCAUUCACCUGAGAAAGGGGAAACAUCUGAAAGAGAACUAGUUCUUCCCUACCUGUGCAAAGACUAUUGUAAAGAAUUCUUUUAUACUUGCAGAGGUCACAUACCAGGUUUUCUCCAAACAACAGCUGAUGAGUUUUGCUUUUACUAUGCAAGAAAAGAUGGUGGCUUGUGCUUUCCAGAUUUCCCAAGAAAACAAGUGCGAGGCCCAGCUUCUAACUAUUUGGACCAGAUGGAAGAAUAUGACAAAGUGGAAGAGAUCAGCAGAAAACACAAGCACAACUGCUUCUGUAUUCAAGAGGUUGUGAGUGGGUUGAGACAGCCUGUUGGAGCAGUGCAUUGUGGGGAUGGAUCUCAUCGUCUCUUUAUCCUUGAAAAGGAGGGAUAUGUCAAGAUUUUCACUCCUGAGGGGGAGAUAAUGAAGGAACUUUUUCUGGACAUACACAAGCUUGUUCAAAGUGGAAUAAAGGGAGGAGAUGAAAGAGGACUGUUAAGCCUUGCAUUCCAUCCCAAUUACAAGAAAAAUGGAAAGUUGUAUGUGUCUUAUACCACCAACCAAGAGAGAUGGGCCAUUGGACCUCAUGACCACAUCCUUCGGGUUGUAGAGUACACAGUAUCCAGGAAAAAUCCACACCAAGUUGAUAUGAGAACAGCAAGAAUGUUUCUAGAAGUAGCAGAGCUACAUCGAAAACAUCUAGGAGGACAGCUUUUAUUUGGUCCAGAUGGAUUCUUAUACAUUUUCCUGGGUGAUGGCAUGAUCACUCUGGAUGAUAUGGAAGAGAUGGAUGGUUUAAGUGAUUUUACAGGUUCCGUAUUACGUCUGGAUGUCAAUACUGAUUUGUGCAAUGUGCCUUAUUCCAUACCACAAAGCAAUCCACAUUUUAACAGCACCAAUCAGCCUCCUGAAAUUUUUGCACAUGGACUCCACAAUCCAGGCAGGUGUGCUGUGGAUCGCCACCCAAUAGAUGCAAAUAUCAAUUUAACAAUACUUUGCUCUGACUCAAAUGGAAAGAACAGAUCUUCUGCAAGAAUCUUACAGAUAAUAAAGGGCAAAGAUUAUGGUAAGUUCUAUCCAGUGUAAAACCUAUUAUGAAAA
Gavialis gangeticus (Gharial) is the source of this 1797-nucleotide messenger RNA. RefSeq names its product hedgehog interacting protein (gene HHIP). The record is from RefSeq and is a predicted model, not a curated record. The coding region runs from base 1 to 1782 and encodes 593 amino acids. NCBI's taxonomy places the organism in Eukaryota, Metazoa, Chordata, Crocodylia, Gavialidae. The transcript has 12 exons.